AUGGCUCUCAGUCGCAUGAAAUCGAAUGGACCGGGGCACAUCGCGCUGCAUGGUGAGAGGUCAGAGACGGCGACAUCCGGCAAUGUCGGCAACGAUGGACGAGUCAAGGUCCGGUUCCACGCCAAUCCCCAGAAACUCGCGAGGUGGUAUCAGGACUUUCAGGGUGCAUUCAAAGCUGGGCCGAAUGGGGAUGAGAAUGAAGAAUUGGAGGAGGCUCUGGCGCGACGCCGCACCAGUGUAAUCUUGGAAAACCUGAGAAGGGAGCCCCCGCAGAGGAGUCCACGGCUGAACAUCGCCAUUCAUAUCGUUGGAUCAAGAGGAGAUAUCCAGCCGUUCAUCCCAAUCGCGCAACUACUCAUGAAACCCCCCUUUGGGCACCGCGUUCGAAUAUGCACUCACCCCGUCUUCAAGGAUUUUGUCGAGUCGAAUGGGGUCGAAUUUUUCAGCAUUGGUGGAGACCCGGAGGCUCUCAUGGCCUACAUGGUGAAGAAUCCAGGUUUGCUUCCUAGCCGUGAGAGUGUCAAGGCAGGCGAUAUUGGGCAAAGGAGGAAAGAGAUGGCAGAGAUUAUCGACGGGUGCUGGAGGAGUUGCAUUGAGGCUGGUGACGGAAUGGGGGAGCGUGUCACAGCCGCGACCGUGAAAGACGCCGACGACCUCUUUGUUGCUGACACGAUCAUCGCCAAUCCACCAUCAAUGGCGCAUAUUCACUGUGCUGAGAAGCUAGGCAUCCCAUUACACAUGGUUUUCACUAUGCCCUGGUGCCCGACGCAAGCGUUCCACCACCCUCUUGCGUCGAUGAGUUACGGCGAGGCGGACACCAGCGUUGCCAACUAUCUGUCCUUCAUCAUGAUGGAGCUUCUCACAUGGCAAGGAUUGGGAGACCUGAUCAACAAGUUCCGCACUCAAACGCUUAGCCUCGACCCUAUCUCACCUCUAUGGGGUUGUCAACUCCUGCCCAGACUCCGCGUUCCCUUUACGUUCCUCUGGUCCGAAUCGCUCAUCCCCAAGCCUGCCGACUGGGACGACCACAUCAACAUCACGGGCUUCUCAUUCUUAUCUCUGGCCGACAAGUACACACCUCCACCGGACCUCACGAAAUUCCUCGAGGCUGGGCCGCCACCUAUUUACAUCGGCUUCGGCUCUAUUGUCGUUGAUGACCCAAAGGCGCUCACCCAACUCAUCUUCGACGCCGUCAAGAUCGCAGGAGUACGUGCUAUCGUGUCAAAAGGAUGGGGUGGUGUCGGCGGCGGCGACAACGUCCCGGACAACAUCUAUCUAAUCGGCAACUGCCCCCAUGACUGGCUCUUCAAGCGCGUCUCGGCUGUUGUGCAUCACGGAGGUGCCGGAACAUCUGCAGCAGGCAUCGCAGCAGGUCGUCCCACAGUGGUCGUCCCCUUUUUCGGAGACCAGCCCUUCUGGGGCCAGAUGAUCGCGAGAGCUGGAGCAGGACCCAUGCCGGUGCCCUUCAAGGAGAUGACAGCCGAAACACUGGCGGCCAGCAUCUCAUUUGCUCUGAAGCCAGAGGUGCAGGUUGCGGUGCAGCAGAUGGCGGAGCGAAUUGGAGCGGAAGACGGCGCUGGCGAUACGGCGAAGGACAUCCAGGAGCGAUUGGUGCUGGACGGAAUGCGGUGCGACGUCUGCCCUGAGAGACUUGCGACUUGGAGGCAUAAGAAGUCUGGUGCGCACCUGAGCAGUUUCGCAGUCGGGUGUCUUGUCGAUAAGGGCAUGAUGAAACCGCACGACGUCAAACUUCUCAGGCACAAGCAUUGGUAUGUUGACGAGGGUGCGGAACAUCCCCUCAUCGGUCUGGUAGCCGCAGUCUCUGGCUUCUUCACUGCCAUUGGAAUCGCGACAUCCGACUACUCUCAACGUCUACACGCUCACCCUGAAAGGGAAGCCACUCAAGACAUAGAGCCUACACCAGAUCUGCAAGGGCAAGCGCAGCAGGAACGAGAGAAGUCCGUUGGCGAAGGUACCGACACCACGAGCGAUCAACAGACCGAUAAUACCGUCACCCAAACACAGGACGGUAACCUCAAGUGUGUCGUCCGCGAGAACACAUUAUCGCCCUCCCAGAUGAACACAAUCGCCCUCAAGAUGGCGAGCAAAUCUCUCCAAAACGCCGAUCCCCACGCCGAGAUAGCGAUGCUGGAAAAGACGCCAGAAGGCAGGCGGAAGUCGUCGGUCGUCAAGUACCAGAAACGCCAACGCGGUAGAGUGAAGGAGGUCGCCCGCGCAACAGGCCGUUACGGUCUCGAGGUCGCCAAGGCCGGGCUCAAAGCUCCUGGCGCGGUAUUCUACAACGUCGCAAACGGUUUCCACAACUAUCCGUCGUACGGUGCGUUCAGCCACGACGUGCGGAGGCGAGACGAGAUCACCGGCUUGGGUAGCGGUCUGCGAACUGCCGGAAAGGAGGCUGCGCUGGGGACGUGGGACGCGUUCCGGGGGAUUGUCGUUAGACCAUACAAGGGUGCCAAAGAGGGAGGCAUCAAGGGCUUUGGCAAAGGUCUGUGGCAGGGUAAUCGAGGGUUCACUUGUAACAUUUUUGCUGAGUUACUGCUUGCUUUGCUCGGCAAGAACCAAUUUGGCCGGGGUGCGGACCGAAAGUCCAUCAAGUUGACUCAAUUGAGACAGAAGUUGAGUCACUAG
Molecule: messenger RNA, 2649 nt
Organism: Colletotrichum chrysophilum
Lineage: Eukaryota; Fungi; Ascomycota; Sordariomycetes; Glomerellales; Glomerellaceae
Exons: 3
Coding region: 1-2649 (882 amino acids)
Biological process (GO): carbohydrate metabolic process
Molecular function (GO): UDP-glycosyltransferase activity; hexosyltransferase activity
Source: RefSeq, a predicted model, not a curated record